This is a messenger RNA of Drosophila serrata, 528 nucleotides long. It is a transcript of the gene dls, whose product is annotated as daedalus on 3. The record is from RefSeq and is a predicted model, not a curated record. NCBI's taxonomy places the organism in Eukaryota, Metazoa, Arthropoda, Insecta, Diptera, Drosophilidae.
AUGUGGAAGUUGCUAGUAUUCGGUUUGUGGAUAACUCUGCCAAAGAUGGGUCUGAGUCACGUCGCAUUUACCAACUUAAAGUGCAAUUCCUAUAAUCCGGAAUAUCUUGUGUUUCCAACUUGUCAAAUAAAAGCGGUCAAUCGAACGCACAAGUAUAUCAGUAUAUACUCAGAAUUUUUCGAAUUGCCCAUUUCUACAGCUUGGGUAAGUCUAAAAUUACUUCGCUUUGAUAAUGGCUACAAGCCUUUCUUUUUCGAUAUUUCCUACGAUGGAUGCAAAUUUUUAAAGGACCGAACGAAAAAUCCCCUUGCCAAUUUGUUUUAUAAAACGAUUGCCAACAAUACCAAUUUAAAUCACACGUGUCCCUAUACCCACAAUGUGAUAUUGGAAAAGUUGUGGACAGGGAAUCUGGAGAAGGAUUUUGGACACUAUGUACCUUUACCAAAUGGUGAUUAUGCUAUAUAUACCGAAUGGACUAUCGAUGGUGCUCUACGUGCUUCAAUUAAAGUUUAUAUGAAAUUGAAUUGA